This is a messenger RNA of Halteromyces radiatus, 3790 nucleotides long. RefSeq lists its product as uncharacterized. The transcript has 18 exons. Gene Ontology annotation, cellular component: cytosol; nucleus. Gene Ontology annotation, biological process: protein deubiquitination; regulation of protein stability. The coding region runs from base 161 to 3616 and encodes 1151 amino acids. The record is from RefSeq and is a predicted model, not a curated record. Gene Ontology annotation, molecular function: protein binding; cysteine-type endopeptidase activity; cysteine-type deubiquitinase activity. NCBI's taxonomy places the organism in Eukaryota, Fungi, Mucoromycota, Mucoromycetes, Mucorales, Cunninghamellaceae.
GGCUCUAAUUUUUUUUUUUCUGUUCUGUCUACCUUUCUCUCUCUCUCUCUCUCACGCACUUACACGCAAACACAUACACAUUCAUAUUCCCGUUAUUUUCUACUUUUUUUUUAUUCUCUUUUCUUUUAUUUGACCACUUCUUUUUAUUGAUAUUUUUAUCAUGGCCUUCAAGGAUAUUAAGAAGGCAGCUCAUCCUCAACUUUUACCAGAUAUUCCUUCUGAUACUUCCAAUAUGCAAGAACCUGACUCAUUCGUAAAAUCUACAAGACCAAGUGUAAAAGAUGAAACUCUCUUCAACCAAUUUUUACCUAAAUCCAAUGACCUUGAAACUGAACACGAAGCUGUCUAUCAUUGGAAUAUUACAGAUUGGAAAUCCUUGGAAGCAAAAACUAGAAGUCCUGCCUUUCAAGUAGGUGAUAUAUUUUGGCGAAUCUUAUUGUUUCCCAAAGGCAAUAACCAAAAUGACUUUAUCUCUGUCUAUCUGGAAGUAUCUGAUCCGGUGGAACAAGGACUCAAAGAUAAUUGGCAUCAUUGCGCGCAAUUCACCUUGGUGGUAUCCAAUCCUGAAGACCCAACGAAUUACUAUAGUAAUAAUGCUGACCAUCGAUUUUCUCAAGAAGAAGUGGAUUGGGGAUUUACUAGAUUUUAUGACCUCAAGUUAUUACAACAGAACAUGAAGGAUGGAAAGGGACCUUUCUUAAUCAACAAUCAAAUCACCAUCUCAGUUUUUGUACGUUUGGUAAAGGAUGAAACAGGUGUAUUGUGGCACAACUUUGUAAAUUACGAUUCACGAAAGGAAACUGGCUACGUUGGAAUGAAGAAUCAAGGUGCAACUUGUUAUAUGAACUCUUUAUUACAAUCACUCUAUUGUACCAAUCUUUUCCGUAAGGCCGUAUAUCAAAUUCCUACCGAAAAUGACGAACCAACAAACAGCGUGGCAUUGGCAUUACAACGAUGUUUCUAUAAUUUACAACAUGAUGAAUCUCCUAUUGGUACUACCGAAUUGACCAAAUCUUUUGGCUGGGAUUCUGUGGAAGCUUUUAUGCAACAUGAUGUACAAGAAUUUAAUCGUGUUUUGCAGGAUAAUCUUGAAGUCAAAAUGAAGGGUACACCUGCUGAUGGAGCUAUUUCUGAUUUAUUUGAAGGGAAAAUGAAAAGCUAUGUCAAAUGUAUUAAUGUGGAUUAUGAAUCAUCACGGGUGGAAGAUUUUUAUGAUAUCCAAUUGAAUGUCAAAGGGUGCAAAAAUUUAUAUGAUUCAUUUCAAGAUUAUGUGGCCAUGGAAACAUUGGAAGGUGAAAACAAAUAUCAUGCUGAAGGAUUUGGAUUUCAAGAUGCGAACAAAGGGGUUAUAUUUGAAAGUUUCCCACCAGUACUCCAUUUGCAAUUAAAACGCUUUGAAUAUGAUUAUAUGCGAGAUACAAUGGUCAAGAUCAAUGAUCGACAUGAAUUUCCUGAAGAAAUCAAUCUUGAUGAAUUUGUAUCCAAAGAUGCUAAUAGAAGUGAACCAUACGAUUAUGUUUUACAUGGCGUACUUGUACAUAGUGGCGAUCUUCAUAGUGGACAUUACUUUGCUUUGAUCAAGACAGACAAGGAAGGAAAAUGGCUACGAUUUGACGACGAUCGUGUGACACCAGUGACAAAGAAAGAAGUCUUUGAAGAAAACUUUGGUGAUGAUGCAGUGGUUAGUCCUGGUGGUAACAACUUUUCUCUAUUGAAUGGUGGUCCUCUAAGAACAACAAACAAUUCUAGACUGAUGAAACGAUUUACAAAUGCAUACAUGUUGGUGUAUAUUCAACGUAGUAAAUUAAACAAAGUCUUGGCUCCAGUAUUAGAAUCCGACAUUCCCGAACAUCUGAAACAACGAAUUACUGAAGAACGAGUAGCUGUUGAGAAAAAGAGAAAGGACAAGGAAGAAAUGCAUUUAUAUGUCAAGGCAGCUGUGCUGACAGAUGAAUUAUUUGAAGAUCGACAAGAAUUUGAUUUGGCUACGUUUGAUGAUCGUCUUUUACAAGCAUCACCAGGUGUAGAAAUAUUCAAGGUGCUGAAAUCAGAUACAAUCGCAUCAUUUAAAGAUACAUUAGUGAAACAUUAUAAAUUGGAUAAGGACAAGGUACGACUAUGGAAUGUGAUCUAUCGAACAAAUGAAACUGUCAGAGUAGAUCAACCAUUUACACCCGACGAAGAACGUGGAACCAUGGAAAGAUUACGUGAAAACUCAUGUACCUCUACACAAUUUAGUGGAUUUGCUAAACUCUAUUUGGAACAUGUGGCAUCCCCUGCGAAACUAUUGGAACUCAAGUCUGAUGAUAUAUUGAUAUUCAUAAAGUACUUUGAUGUGCAAAAGCAAAAAAUUCGGGGUUUGGGACAUACAUUUGUUAAAUCAAACGAAAGAGUUGGAGACCUUAUUCCUACAUUAAACAAAAUGAUCAAUCUACCUUCAGACACAUCCAUUGAUUUGUAUGAAGAAGUCAAACCAUCCAUGAUCGAUAAAAUGAAUCUGAAGCAAACUUUUCAUCAAUCCGAAAUUCAACAUGGUGAUAUCAUUUGUUUCCAAAUAUCAGUAUCAGAAGAAAAAGCAUUGGAACUUCAAAGUCAAGGGAAACUUGCAACAGUACGGGAUCAUUACAGAAGUGUACUCAACCGGGUAAUGGUUCUCUUCAAACAUAAAUUCGACAAACGCGACGGGAAGGAAGUGAAACUUGUGACGGAUCGAUUUGCGGACUAUACAAAGGUGGUGCAACAACUAGCGGAAAAGCUUGAUGUCGAUUGGAGCAAGAUUCGAUUGACCUCAGCACAUGCAGUGUCACACCAGCCCAAAGAAGUGAUACCAUUCCGAGCUCGUUUACAGCUGAGCCAAAUGGCUUUUGGUUUACCUCGUGCGCAUGAUUAUGUACAUGCUGUCAAUAUGGAAUCUAUCGCGCCGUUGCCGGUGAUAUAUUAUGAAAUUUUGGAUGUCAGUAUGGCGGAUCUGGAAUCGAAGAAGACAUUACAAUUGAUCUUACUUGGACCUGGUGGAUUACGUGAAGAAACAACCGUGGCAGUAUUUGUUCCUUCUAUUGGCACAGUGACAGACAUUAUUUCUGCUCUUGAUUCAAAAAAAUGCAAGUUGGAUAUCUCACAACCUGAACUAUUACGAUUAUAUGAAGUCAUGGAUGGGAAAAUCACGAAAGAAUUCUCUUUGGAUCAACCUAUUGAUAAUGUGGGUGAUAAAAGAGCCACUUUAUAUUUGGAGCGUAUACCUGAUGAUGAAUUGUUAAUGGAUAUGGACAAUGAUCGUUUGAUUCAAGUGGUACAUUACAACAAGGAUCCUAGUCGACUACAUAGUGUUCCUUUUCGAUUCACAGUCAAAAAGGGAGAAUUAUUUGAUGAAACCAAAAAAAGAUUGCAACAAAGAUUAGGUUAUGGCAAUAAGGAAUGGCAAAAGGUCAAGUUUAGUGUGAUCAAGAAUAUUCAUUCACUGGAACCUGAACUUGUCUAUCUCGAAAAAGAUGAUCUUAUACUUCGUGAUACCAAGAUUGGUGAGGAUGAUGCACUUGGAUUGGAACAUAUAGACAAAACAUCAAAAACUGGACGAUUCGGUGGGGCAUUCGAACGAGGCAUCUUUAUUCGCGGUUGAACAAUAUGAGUAUAUCAGCAAAUGUUGAUAUAGUUUUUUUUUAUAUUAUUAUUUUUAUUGUUAUUAUUAUUAUUAUUAUCAUGAACAACGGCGUCAAUACACUUUAUACACAUCUAGUUAGUUUGCUCGUUUAGUUAGUUUAUGUUACCUUCAAUAAAAAUAAUAUUCUUCUUG